AUGGCGUUCCGCCCGGAUACGCUCGUAACUCGCCAAGUCGCGACGCAUGCGACGUCCAGUGCAGAGGAUAUGCAUGCUGGAGAUAUAUGGCGAAGCUCGGCGGCCAAACAGGAGCAAAAGCGAUGGGCCGAGCAGAGCGAAAAAGGUACGUGCGAGUGGCUCACCGCAGCCCUGUACCAAGACAGUGCCUUUAAGAGGCACCAGAGCCAAGUAGAAAAGGUGCUCGCGAGGUUUGACAGUGUGGCGGAAUGGGCCGAUUUCAUCUCGUUUCUCGGGCGCCUGCUCAAGGCACUGCAGGCGGCGCCUAAGUACAACGUGAUCCCUAGCAAACUGAUUGUUGCCAAGCGAUUGUCGCAGUGCCUGAACCCCGCACUACCAUCGGGAGUGCAUGCGCGAGCACUGGAGGUGUACAGGCACAUUUUUGCGGUCAUCGGCGUCGAUGGACUGAGGCGUGACCUCCCUGUGUGGACGCCUGGUCUGCUGCCCUUCUUCCCCCAUGCCGCGACGUCGAUUAAGCCAGUGGUCCUGAGCCUGUAUGAGACAUACUAUCUGCCGCUGAGUGUGGACCUGCGCCCUGUGACGCGUGCCAUGCUCCUGUCGCUGCUCCCCGGACUGGAGGAGGAGUCGAGUGAGUUUUUCGACCGCGUGGUGGCGCUUCUGGACCAGCUGUCGCACAGUGUACAGCUGUCCUUCUUCUUGCAGACUAUGUGGCAUGUCAUGAUCAUGACGCCCAGCGUGCGUCUCUGUGCGUUUCACUACCUGGCGCGCCGAAUGCCCCGCAUCGGCGAGCCAGCAUCGCCGCCGCUGGAAAGUCUCCAUGUAUCGCUGCUCAGCUCUGCCAUCGCACAGACGCUGCGGGACGAUACGCUCCUGGUACGUCGGCAGGCGCUGGACUUUCUGGUGCAGCACAUGGCCCUCACAUCGCCAAUCUAUGCGGCACUUCCGCCGCCGCAGUGCGCGUCGCUGGUGGACGCAGUGCUGGGAACAGUGCUGCGCCGCGAUAUCAGCCUGAACCGCCGCCUGUACGCGUGGCUCCUCGGCACAGCAGACACAGACGAAGCGCAGCAGACAUACUUUUGCGAGCAUGCACUAGAGAGCGUGGCGCAAACCCUGCGGGGUGCCAUGAGCCGUGACUCGGAGUUACAGCGACCUUUCAAGGUACUGGUAUCGCUCAUGGACAAGCGAGCGCUCGCACAGCCGCUGCUAAGCUCGAUCGUGCUCGAUGUGUGUUCGGCGCUGCAGCGCGACUCGGCUGUGCGCGAGGAUGUAUACCCUACGGCCCAGACCCUCUUUGAAGCCCUGGAUGCGCAUGUGCUGUACCAGCAGCUCUACCGCGCUGUGGUUGACCAGGUGCAUGGCCGCACCGAGUGCAAUCGUGUGGGCCUUCUCCGACACAUCCUGUCGUUGUUUGAGCCGCACGACGAGGAUGUCAAGACGGUGUACCUGCCGAUCCUAUGCAUGGCCUUGGCUGCCCAGCUGCAGGACGGUAUGGCCGCGGACACGCUGCCGGGUCCUCUUGCGAUCGCCGUCCUCGAACUGAUGCAGGACAUGGUGCAGCGCCUGGACACCCGGGCGCUCCGACUGCACACGCCGUCUGAGUCCAUUGCCUCGCUUCAUGAGCCUGCACGCCAGUGGUUCGGUGAUGCACCGCCCGAUCAUCCAUCUACGAUGCAGGACCCGACGUACUUGACCGGGCUGCUCGAGUCGCUUCUGCGUGUGGCUCUGCAGCUGGCCCCCAACGUAUCGUGGAGUACGGGGCAUCGCCAGAGCCUCACACGCAUUGUGUGUGCAGUGGUGAGGCGCAUCGUGGCACUCCUAGAUGAGGCACAGGCGGAUGCCGAGACACAAACGGUGCUGUCUCUCGCGUCCUGGAAUACGCCGCUGUUUCACGCGAUCUCUGAGGCCACGGCAUUCGAGGAGGUGCACGAUGUCCUUCGCAUGGCGCUGCAAAUGAGCGCGUCGCACUCACUGGACUUCUGCAUCGACUUGUCGCGGCACGAGCACUUGGAUGUGGUGAUGCAGCAGCUGCUGACCUACCUGCAGCCGGACGCCUUCUGGCACCACGAGGCGGCCGUGGCUCUGUUUGUCGAUGUGUGCCCUUUGGCAGCAGACGACUAUGCCACGACGCUGCUGUGCACGCUCCUUACACAACCUGGUCCCCUGCGCCCUCGCGUCAUGAGCGCGCUGGGCACCGUAUGGCGCCUAGACGAGCGUGCGUGCUCGCAGAUGGAAGCGUGCCUGUUCCUCAUCCUCGACCGCCUGCGCUCGCACGACACGGCAGAGAAGCACGAGUGUGAGUUGUGGCUCUGUGCGUAUGUCUCGUCGUAUGAUGCACUCUUGACAAUGCUCGUGGACCACUUGGUGCGUGUCGAAGCGGAGCGCGUGUGGCAGCCUGUUACGGUGGCGGAUCGCGCCAUUCCUGCAUACGCGUAUGCGGCGCCCUUUGACCAGGCGUACACAGACUACUACCUGGCGACAUUGGCUUCGCUGCUUGCUGUCGCGGGCUCGCGCGCUCUGCGGGCCGCGCAGGAAGUGACGUAUACUUGGGACGACAGCGUGGAGCGCUAUGGUAUGGACCAGACACUUCCACUCGCGGAUGUGCUGAAAAACUACAUCCUCGUGCUCCUGCGCUCGCUGCCCGGCGAUGCAGCGUGUGCGACGCUUAGCACCACCUCGCUGUGCCUCGAGAUUCUGCGCCUGAUGCUGGUCAUCGAACCGCCGGCCGCCUGGUGGGGGGAUGUAGAAACGGCGCUGGCCGAUGUGCUGUUGCUGGCCAUGAACCGUGGUGACUCUGACACGCAAGUCAUGGUACUUCGCACGCUGCGGGAAGUGCUCCUCGUGCAAUACGACGCCGCGCCCCUUAGCGAGGAGGCGAGCGCGCAGUUCCUGGAGCUCGUCCGUCGAGGUCUUAUGUCCACGCCCUCCGACACAGUGUUCUUUGCAUGGACCGACUUGGCGCACACAUUGCUGCCUCUCGCGCGCCAGUCUGUCAACGAGUUUAUGCUGCCACUGUGUGUGUGUGUGCAGGCCAUGCUCGUCCAGGCCAUGCCCCAGAGCGACGCGGCACACCGGCAGGCCAUGCGUCCCGCGAGCGAGAUGGACGUGGCGCGUGUGCCGAGCACAGCACUCGAAAUCAACCAGAUGAUCUCGCUGCUGGAGCACGCGCUCGUGCAGGCCCUCUCGUCUCGACAUUUGAUCGAGUCAGAGCGCAGCACGCGCCCGAGUGAGCCGGCAGGGAGCUUUUUGGGCAACAUUUCCAGUGUCUUUCUCAGCGACAGCGGCGCUGUACCAGCCGCGCAGCAUAUAUCUUCGCCCAUGCUGCGCCCUGCUGCCCAGGUUGUGCAGAGGCUCAUGUAUGUCUGGGUCGUCGCCCAUGCCGAUACGCACUGGCACUCGGUUCUCACACGCAGCUUUUCGGCCCUGGGACGUUUCUACGGGCUGCACGCCGAAGCCACAUUGGAGGCCCUUGUCGAGCACUGGUGGAGCAGCAGCAUGCGCGCCUCCAACAUGGCUGUCGAGCGCGUGCACGCCGAGACCAUCGAGCUGCUCGAGUCGCUGGCUGGCAGCGCCCAGAUCAUCUUCACUUCGCUGUGCGACUCGAUUGCAGCGCGUAUGCCUGUGACGGACCGCAGCAAGCGUGCCCCGCGCCAGGGGCUCGUGAGCGAGUCAAUUUUGUUCCGCUUUCUCGAGACAUACGCCGCCCAGCUCGACGCCGAGUCACUCGCACAGGUUUGGCCGGUGCUGGCGAUGCUCGUUAAGAGUGUUAGCACUUCUGGACACAGGGCUUUGGCAUUCGAUGCACUGCGACUCGUUACGGAGACGGGCACGAGACUGGCUCAAACACGCUCGUUUGAAGAUGCACGGAUGCGGCGCGACAUUCAAGACGCUUUUGUGCGACUCUAUGAGCUUGUGAUUACGCUAUACGCUCGCACACUCGACCUGUCCUCCUCCAACAAAGACAGCGACUCGUUAUCGGUGCUCAGUGAGCGGGAGGAGGGCGCAGAGGGACCUCCGGCACCUGCGCCCGCUGCGGUCGUGCAAUAUUUAGGUGCGCGGGUUGUGCCAGCGCUCGGUCCGCUAAUGAUCGAUACCGACAAAAGCACGGCGCUCUGCACGAGUUUGGUGUACUACGUCAUUGCGCCCGGCUUCAAGGCGCGAUCACGGGGGGGGGACUGGGAGCCGCUUGUGCUCGAUACCCUGGCGCAUGUGAGUCGCGUGCCCCACUCGAGCAAGACGUGGCGCACACCGGUACUGGAGACGUUCAUGGACCCCAAGUUCUUUGCCCAGUCGCCGCAGAUGGGCCAGCAGUGGGCGCCUAUCGUGGCCGCGCUUCUGGGGGCCGAGCGCGAGCGGUUCGCAGACAUCAUUGGGCGUAUUGUGCCGGCACCUUCGGCGAAUCUCUUUACGAGUCGCGAGUCGGACCUCCUGGCGCGUGUAUGCGCAAUCCGACGACUCUCGUACACAGUGUAUGCCGAGAAGCGCCAUGCGUUCUUGGCACAGCUACCGCAGAUGCAGGAGAAAGUGGUCGAAAUCCUGCGGUCAGGGCCCGCGGACGUCGUACACGCCGAACUGUAUCUACUGAUGCGUGUGCUGUUGUGCCGCUUCGACUCGCAGCACCUGACAGGGUUCUGGCCUAUCAUCCUAACGGAAGUCUUGCGCAUCUUGGGCGACGCCAAAGCGCAACUUCCUAAAGAGAACUCGGGCAAGCUGCACCUCCUCUUCAGUGUGGCCAAGCUCGCCGACUUUCUCAUUACGCUGCAGACGGAUGACUUUCAGAUUCACCAGUGGCUCCUCAUCACUGACACGCCAGAUGCACUCCGUACGUCGACGAGCUGGGCGCCCGAGUCGCUUCUAGACUCUCUAGGCGAUCUAAUUACACAGGAUCACCCUGAAGUCGACACACAAGGUCAUGGUGUGCUAACCAUGGCCCAACAGCGUCGACCCAUGCUUCAAAUCUCGCGGGCACGGUCCUUAUCAGAUCUUGUGCCAUUUUUCUUACACGCAUCACGGGCAUUCUAUGAAAACGAGAUGGUACAGGAGAUGGACUGGGAUAAUAUCAACGGACGUCUCUUAGAUGAUUUGUUCGAAUCGAUUCGCCUUAGUUAA
Messenger RNA from Malassezia sympodialis ATCC 42132, 5106 nucleotides. It is a transcript of the gene DOP1, whose product is annotated as Dop1p. Gene Ontology annotation, biological process: Golgi to endosome transport. The record is from RefSeq and is a predicted model, not a curated record. Lineage: Eukaryota; Fungi; Basidiomycota; Malasseziomycetes; Malasseziales; Malasseziaceae. Gene Ontology annotation, cellular component: endosome; trans-Golgi network.